Messenger RNA from Loa loa (African eye worm), 536 nucleotides. RefSeq lists its product as hypothetical. The transcript is spliced from 4 exons. The record is from RefSeq and is a predicted model, not a curated record. NCBI's taxonomy places the organism in Eukaryota, Metazoa, Nematoda, Chromadorea, Rhabditida, Onchocercidae. The coding region runs from base 1 to 453 and encodes 150 amino acids.
AUGUCAAAAAGGGAUUUAUUGAAUAAACUGUCUUUCCAGGAUGUCGAUAAAAUAUUGGAUGAAACAAGGAGGAAGCCAGCAACACGACAAAUGAAUAAAAAAGAGAUGGUCCGAGAUGGAAGUUGUAAUUGUGGAGGUUCUUCAGGCACAGUUGGUACUAGACACCCAAGCGCUAUCGAAAUUCCAUCACGACCAGUAACCAUCGCAAGAUAUGGUAAUAUGAAACAUUGUCAAAACUGCGAAACAGUAGAAGCUACUGAACAUAGUGUGCUUCGAAAAGAAGGUUCAAAACAGCAUAAACAGUCAUUGCAACGCAAAUGUUCAGGAUGGUCUAGUGUGCAAACUUCUAUUAAUGAAAGUAGGGAGGAAACAUUGUCCAAAAAACAAAAGUCAAUUCAACAGCCACUGGGCUUACAAAAGAUCAAGGAAAAACAGAAUCUCUUUUCUCAAUGAAACUUUCGAAAAAAGUAGUUCACUUCGCCAUUGUUUUGGAUAAAUGGGUGGAUAGAAGAUGCGAAUCAUGUAAUGUUCGACUG